GGUGCUUGCUAGUGUCUUACUGGCCGCUAGCUCUUGAACGCUUUGUGCUAGCCGUACACGAGCGCGCGUGGCGCCGGCAGUCCUGCUCUCGACACUCUCGACAACGCCUGUAGCGAGCUCAACGAUUUUUGGGUCGAUAGGCCAGCUGUGGCAAGGCUGAGAGCUGCACUGCAGCUUGCGCUGCUGUCAUUUGCGUCGCACGUGUCGUCGCAUUGGUGAAAAUAACGGCCCACUGGCAUCGUCUUCGAAGAAACAACGACGGCGCGGCAACUCCUCAUGCUCGCCGCGGCGCGCGCCUGGCACCGCUGCCAGGGACCGCUGCGGACGGCCGUGCGCGCGCGGGCCUCGAAGGGCGACGACCUCGACGAAUUGGCAAAGCGUCUGGGCCACCGCUGGAACAACGUCGAGCGCCUGCGAAGCGCCGUGUCGCACCCGGCGCACAGACCACCAGGUGAAGUCGACCGCUACAAGGCGAAGCGCUUUGAGAGGUUCGAGUUCUUGGGGGAUCGGGUCCUGAAUUUGGUAAUAGCGGAAUACCUGCACGAGACGUACCCGAACGAGGACGAGGCGACGGCGAACCUGCGGAUAAUGAAGUUGAUAAGGAGCGAAGCUCUACUAGCAGUCGGCCGCGGCUGGCGGCUCCCAAGCCCGCCGGGCUUCAGCGCCCCAACCGGCAGCAAUGGGAUCACGGCGGACACGGUCGAGAGCGUUGUCGCCGCAGUUUUUAGAGACGCCGGCUACGAGGCGGCCAGAGAUUUUGUGAGAAACGCGUGGGCCCCGCUGCUCGCAGAGAUGGACAGAGAGGGCCCUCCGGGCAAGGACGCCAAGACGAGGUUAGGAGAGGUCGCGAACGAGCGCGGCGUGCCUCAACCCAAAUACGAGGUCGUCGCGCGGGGCGGGAAGUCCCACCAGCCCGAGUUCACGGUGCGCGGCCACUUCGACGGCAUCAGCGAGGUGGCGACGGCGCGGGCGGCCGGCGGCCGACGGCCACGACGGCGCGCGGAGAUGCUGGCCGCGGAGAAAAUCCUUCGGCGCCUCGAGGAGCUCGACAAGGACGAGGACGUGAGGAAGGCGCUGCGAGGGCUCGGGUAAAUUUUCUAGAAUA
This is a messenger RNA of Pelagomonas calceolata, 1105 nucleotides long. The record is from the annotation of a GenBank genome assembly. NCBI's taxonomy places the organism in Eukaryota, Pelagophyceae, Pelagomonadales, Pelagomonadaceae.